This is a messenger RNA of Cynocephalus volans (Philippine flying lemur), 1336 nucleotides long. It is a transcript of the gene SDHD, whose product is annotated as succinate dehydrogenase complex subunit D. Gene Ontology annotation, molecular function: ubiquinone binding; heme binding; succinate dehydrogenase (quinone) activity. Bases 107 to 586 code for a protein of 159 amino acids. Gene Ontology annotation, cellular component: membrane; mitochondrial envelope. The record is from RefSeq and is a predicted model, not a curated record. The transcript has 4 exons. Gene Ontology annotation, biological process: tricarboxylic acid cycle; mitochondrial electron transport, succinate to ubiquinone. Lineage: Eukaryota; Metazoa; Chordata; Mammalia; Dermoptera; Cynocephalidae.
GUGUUGUUCUCUUCCUACGCGUUUUCUUUCGUCUUUGUGGAGUGGGAGUUGUCGCAUAACUAACUGCUUCCGGGUUGGUGGGUGACCUUGAGCCCUCAGAAGCGGGAUGUCGACUCUUUGGAGGUUGAGUGUCCUUUGCAGUGCCCAAGGAGGCCGAGCUCUGUUUCUUCGAGCUCCAGUGGUGAGACCUGCUCAUGUCUCAGCAUUUCUCCAGGAUGGGCCUACCCCAGGAUGGUGGGGAGCACAGCACAUUCACCUCUCACCCAGCCGCCAUUCUGGUUCCAAGGCUGCAUCUCUCCACUGGACCAGUGAGAGGGUUGUAAGUGUUUUGCUCCUGGGCCUGCUUCCAGCUGCUUAUUUGAAUCCUUCCUCCGCGAUGGACUACUCCCUGGCUGCAGCCCUCACUCUCCAUAGUCACUGGGGCCUUGGACAAGUUGUUACUGACUAUGUUCAUGGAGAUGCUUCACAGAAAGCUGCUAAGGCAGGCCUUUUGGCACUCUCAGCUCUAACCUUUGCUGGGCUUUGUUAUUUCAACUAUCAUGAUGUGGGCAUCUGUAAAGCUGUUGCCAUGCUGUGGAAGCUCUGACCUUUUUGACUUAAUACUUUAAGAAUUGAUUGUAUGCCUCUUUGCCUCUGCUCUGUCAUGCCAUUCAACUCACAAUAAGGAAAUAGCAGAUAAAUCCGUUGGUGGACAAACCUCUUCUGAUCACAUGGUUAUUUUCAGAAUUUAAUCUUUGAGGAAAAGGUCUGAGAGGAAUUAUAUCCAAGAAAUUGUGAGACUGAGUUCUGUAUUCUGGCGAGUUAUUGGGGUUGUCUCCCAGCUUUAUUACUAUGAAUACAUGUUCAAAUUUAUUCUAUAUUUGUCCUGGGAAUAAUGAGCAAAGGGAAAGACUUAAUUCAUGAGUAAAGACUUUGCAGAAAAUUAGACUGUGUUUGAUUUUUGAAAACUUCCCUUCUCUGUUCAGUUGAUACCAGCUACUAAUGGUUACAAGUCCUAGGGAAACUUUAACGUUAGGAAAUGCUGUUAUUGCACAUUACGAAUUUCUACAUCCUAGGAAGAAAAACUUGGGAAACUUCUGUAUAUAGAGAGGUUCCAUUGAGGGAAGAGGUCCCCUUUGUGGAUGUAUCAAAAUAUUACAAAUUCUAAAAUGAGACUUAAUUUGCAAAUGCGUUUUACUUGUCCUAAAAUAAUCUGUCCAUGAAUGUAAAACUAUAAAUAAUAAAUUGUUAUUUUCCCACUGGGAAUCUCUAAUGUGAAAAUGUAUUCUAUGAAAAGAAAGUUUUUUUAAAAAUUAAAAUGUUGUAUAAUAAACAAUGUAUUCUACUCUUUUAUGUA